Messenger RNA from Nezara viridula (southern green stink bug), 5464 nucleotides. NCBI's taxonomy places the organism in Eukaryota, Metazoa, Arthropoda, Insecta, Hemiptera, Pentatomidae. The record is from the annotation of a GenBank genome assembly.
UUUCAUGAAGUGACAGUGACAGUUGUAGUGUUAUGGCUGAUGGGAGGAAACACGAUGAUGUUAAAGUCAUUAAAAAUCCCUUACUUUCUCAAAGUUUGCUCCUGGAAGAGUUAAGUGGGGUUUCUUUUUUAGUACCAGCAUCACCCCCAAAAACCGAAGGUACUGUUGAUUAUGGGAGUAAAACAGGCGUGGAUGUUCCUCUGUUAGGAGAGAAGAAACAGGGUAGUCCGAUAACACAGGAGAGGGGAAUCGAUUAUGAUGGGCCGCAGACAUUUACUGAUAUUCCCCUAAACACUGCAGAUUUGAAGACAUCUACUAAUGACAAAUCUGUCCCAUCUUCACAGGGCUCAGCCCUGUCUAAAAAAGAAGCUGAUUCUGGCCAGUAUAAAUCAUCAACUUCUUUUCUGUCCUUCUUUUUACCUUCAGUUUCUCCUAAUUCUCAAAAUUUAAAAACAGAAAUCAAUCCCAGCUUGGAUAAAAAUGAGCGUUUAGGUCAAAAACGUCUACCCUCACCUCAAAUCUUUGAACCGCAACUCAUUCCACCCUCCUCUGAACCUGUUGUUAGCUCUUCAAAAUUAACCUCAGAAUAUAAUGCUACGGUUAAGCCAGAUUUAACUAAUUUAUUAACCGCUAAACCAUUACAUUUAGUUUCCCCAACAGAGCAAUCUGAAAAGUUAACAAAAUGUUCGGAAAUAACACGGGUUCCUUUACCACCUACUAUAUCUGCUCAAAAUACUACUGGAUUAAAAAACCCAUAUGCGUUGAGGAACAAUCAAAAUUCUGUUUCAAAUUUUUCUCUCUUAUCUAAAUCCCCUCCAACAAACUUAGGUAGUUAUGACUCAAUACCACUGUAUUCACCAUCAAAUGUAACCAAUUCACCUCCUAAUUUAUUUAAUUAUCUCUCGGGUCCUCAGGUAACCGCUUCUACUGUUACUGCGGAGUCUCUCCCUUCUGGGAAUAUAAUAAAUCCAGUUGAAAUAGCUAAGGAAUCAUUAAAUAGCUCAAGUAUUACUUCUGAGUCGACACUAUUCCCCUUAUUUCAGAAUAAUAGCCGUGAAUCAAAACCGUUUGACACUCCUCCUGUCAUUGCCAAUAUUUUUUCUCCAAAAUCAACUCACAAUACCCAUUCAGAAUUACAGCAAAAAAGUGAUGUCUUAAGUGCCAACAAUUUUCCGAAAGUUACUUCUGUAACAACUCUUUAUCCAGUCCAAACUUCAGAAGAAACCUUUUCCCAGGCAGGAACAAUAAAUCCAACUAAUAUAGAUGAAAAAGAAUGUAUUCAGCCUAAAAUAAUAAGUCAAACAACACAAGAUAAUCCACAGACAGAAUUGAAGACAGAGAGUUCAAGUUCUCAACUAAAAACUAAUUUAAUCACACUUUCUGAAAAUUUUGCAUCUGUAAACUCAGCAGUUUCAGGUCAGUCUAUGUUAACUGGCCCUUUUAAUCAAGAAACUCAACAAUUAUUAGAAACGAAUUCUAAAAAUGAGAAUUCUUCCAUCCAACAUUCAAUGACAUAUGUCGCUUCUGCCAAACAAUCUCUUUCAAAAAUAUUUCAUGAUUCACAUCUUGAAAUGUCAGAAACUCCUUGCCUACCUCCUGUUGAUGAUGCUAAACCUCAAGUUUCUUCUGAGCUCGAUUACAAAUCUCCACAAGAUAAAUAUAUUAAUCCAGAAAUUAGAUCAUUUCAAAAUCAUCCCAUUGAAAUUGGAACAUCCACAAAAGACAAAUGUGUGGCUGAGAAAUUAGAUGGAUUUCCUCCUCCCCUUAGCAAUAGUACUGGGCAAAAUUCUCUUUUCAAAACAGAAUAUAGUCAUUAUGGUCCUGUAGGAUUCCAAUCAAAGCAAGUUACCAUGGAUAAUGUAUCAUUGAAUGAAAUUAAAAAUAUGGGAACUGAUGCUAGUAUAAGUAAAGAUAUUGUAAUUAAUAAUAGCGAUGUACCUCAGAAAUCAAUUGGUUUGUCAAAUCCACCUUCUUUAUCUGGUUAUUUCAAAGAACCACUGGUUAGCGCUAAAACUCCAUCUACAGAAAGUUCUAUACAUACUUUAUCAAACUUACCAGUGGUGACUCCUUCAGUUACCUCUGCAGCUCAGUCAUCUGCACCAGCAAUUUUAGGACAAGUUUCAUCUUCAGUUGAUUGGAAUCAACAGAUUUUAGCACCUGUUGUUUCUAAUAUCAAUACUGAAAAUUUCCUACAAAACCAUGCUAUUUCUGGAAAUAAUGGAUCAAUAUUCCAACCACCUGCUAUGAUCCCAAAUACAGGAUAUAUUACAAGCUCCUCACAACAGAUGUUUAAUAUACAAAAUCAACCUGACAUCACAAAAAAUACACCAGACACUCCAAUUUCUAGUAUUCCUCUUCAUCAUAUUUCAAUUAGCCGUACUAAUUCCAAUGAUCCGAUACAUUCCAAUGUUCCUUCAUUGUAUCCUCAACCUCUUUAUACCUUUCCAAAAUUAAAUUCUAACUCUUACAGUUACCCUUCUCAUCAAUCAGGAACCUUAUCAACAUUUCCUUCUGCUCCACUUCCUGCUGACUCAAUCCCACAAGUGGAACCAGCCUCUUCCAAUCCGUUAAUUCCAACUUUCAAUUAUUUUUCAUCCUCCCAAAGCAGCUGUUUGCCUCCUUCUCUUGAUCAACCUGUGCAAAAACCCACUAAUAAAACUCCACCUUCCAGUUAUUAUUUUGAACCAAUACAAAAACCAGAUUCUGUUCCAGUUUCACAUAGUUUGCAGAGUUCUGUUCCGAAAAAAAUUGAGCCUAUGCCUCCUAUUUUAAACCCCACACCUUCUGCACCACCCAAAACUUUUAAUAUUCCACCACCUAAUGUAUGUUACCCAAAGGAAAAUACAUCCAUAUUUAAUCAACAGGCUAUUAAUAAUGAAGUUGUUCCUCCAAUCCAGACUACCGAUAAGCGGACUAGCUUAGACAGUGAAGAACUUGACCAAAUUCCUCUUGAAGGGAGUGCAGUUCCACUGUUCAACCCUGAAACUGUUAACAGAAAAAAGAGUAUUGACAUUCCAGUUGCAGGAAACACAUUUCGGCUAAGUAAAGGAUUAAAAAAACCCACUUACGCUCCUGUACCCGACUUGGGUGUAACAGAGAGAAGAAAUUAUCUUCCACCCACGAGUCCAAGUUGUUUGUCAGUUUCAAGUCAAGAAGAAAUGUCAGCCAUUCAUGAAAACCAAAAUAUGAGGACCUCACCUUCGAAAUCUGCCGAAUCCCCAUUGGUAGUAGAUAACUACCAUGGAAAUGUUGAUCAAGGGAUUGUUUAUCGACCACCAUAUCAACAUUGGUUCUUUAAGAGUGGCCGCGAUCAAAAAUCUCCUUGGACACCAUUUUCGAUGGCCGAUUCUUUGAAUCUGGAACAGAUUUUUAAUUCUACCGAACUUCAUGAAGAUACAAAGGUUGCUACUGAUGGUGGUCGUUAUGAUGUGGAAAUAGUAAGAAGGAAAAAAAAUUCUGUUUAUUGGGAUGAGACACCUGGUGAAGUAAGGCGUUGCUCUUGGUUUGUAAAAUCUGUGUCAGAUUCAAGAUAUAUUCCAUAUGAUGAAAAUAUUGGUGCUUUGCUAGAGGAUGAAUACAAACAAGGCUGUGAAACAAAUGAAUGGAACAGAAGAGUUGAACUUGCUGAUGGUGAAGUAAUAAUUCUGCAUGGACCUAGUGCCAUAGCCCAUCAUGUCAGAUCUGCAUCGCCUGAUGCUUGGAGUAGCCAACCACCUUUACAACAAAAGUCUCGAGUUGUAAAAAGAGGGGUUGAGGACUUUGACAUUCCGAAAGGAGAACCCAAGCAAGUUGACCAUCUAUUAUUAGUUGUACAUGGAAUCGGGAAGGCAUGUGACCUUAGGUUUAGAUCCCUUGUUGAUGUUGUUGAUGACUUCCGUUCAAUUUCUCUUCAGUUAGUUCAAUCACAUUUCCACAGUGGAGUUGAAAAUGGAAUGGUUGGAAGAGUUGAAGUUUUGCCUGUUGAAUGGCAUAAAGCUCUGCAUACAGAAACUAUUGAUGACAGACUUUCAGCUAUCACAUUGCCAAGUAUACCUCGGGCUCGAGAAUUCACCAAUGAAACACUAUUAGACAUUCUUUUCUACACUUCACCUGUUUUUUGUGAGAAAAUUGUACAAGCUGUUGGUGCUGAGCUAAAUCGGGUUUUCACUUUAUAUCAGAAGCGAAAUCCUGGAUUUAGAGGACAGAUUUCUCUUGGAGCACAUUCUUUAGGCUCAUUGAUAUUGUUUGAUAUGCUUUGUCACCAGCAACCUGUUCAGAAAGCUCACUUAGUUCCCCAACGAGCUUCAAUCAGCGAGGAUGAAGAAGACAUUGAUGAAGUUGGCUGUUUGAUACGCAAGGCUAAAUUAAGUAGAAGAAUGAGCUAUUUAACAAUAGGUCCCGGUACUGGGCAGCCUUAUACUAUUUACCCGCAGCUUCUCUUUCAACCGAAAGCAUUUUUUGCUCUUGGAUCACCUAUCGGUAUGUUCAUCACUGUUCGGGGUGUAGAAACUCUUGGAGAUGAUUUCAGAUUUCCUACCUGUCCUGCAUUUUUUAACAUAUUUCAUCCUAAUGAUCCUGUAGCUUACAGGAUAGAAGCUCUCAUUAAACCUGAAAUGGCAAGUGUGCCUGCUGUUCUUAUACCCCACCAUAAAGGAAGAAAAAGGAUGCAUCUUGAAUUGAAAGAAACUAUGGCACAUGUGACUGCAGCUCUUAAACAAAAGUUGGUACAUUCCAUGAAAAAUACAUGGAAUGCUGUUUAUCAAUUAGCAAUGUUUAAUCGAAAAGACCAUAAUCUGCAAGGAGAAGUCAAUAAGGUGAUAGAAGAAGAAGUUCUGAGGGAUGCUUCUUAUUUAGAAAGUGAUCCUCCUAUUGGGAUAAUUGGUGAAGAAAGUAGAGGAAAUGAAGUAAAAGUAGGGAGACUCAAUGAUGGUAGACGAAUAGAUUAUGUUCUUCAAGAAGCGCCUUUGGAAACCUUCAACCAAUAUAUUUCUGCAAUACGAAGUCAUUUAGUUUAUUGGGAAUCGGAAGACACCAUGUUACUGAUUCUCAAGGAAAUCUAUGGGCAAAUGGGAAUUGCUCCAGAUAGUCAAGUACCUCAGCCGAUAUUACCUUUUGACAUUAGUGGGGAUAAUGAUACAUAUUCAGAAUACACCUAUAGUAUAGGAGCGCUACCAACACAAUUUGUCAGGAAAUAAAUAGUGAAAAUCUUUUUACAGUAUUUUGAUUGAUUGAUAUAAAUUUUUUAAAUAUAAUUAUUAAAAUGAACUAAUAAUGAAAUGGAAUAUUAAAAAAUAUAACAUAUAUAUAUAUUAAAUUGGUUGAAAAAAUAAGAAGUAUAUUGUACAUGGAUUUAGAAUUCACUUACUGUACGCACUCUUUUAUUGCUAUGUAAUGUAUGUACAUGAUGUAAUUAAUUUUUAAAGAAAUUAUAUAUUUAUAUUUUGUGCUAUUGUUUGUAAUGAAAAUAGAUUUAUCUAUUUGUUUA